Messenger RNA from Funneliformis caledonium, 465 nucleotides. The record is from the annotation of a GenBank genome assembly. NCBI's taxonomy places the organism in Eukaryota, Fungi, Glomeromycota, Glomeromycetes, Glomerales, Glomeraceae.
AUGCAUGCCACCAACCAAACUAAUAAUAAUAGCUCAACAUCUCCAAUCGAUCUUACUUUUAUUUAUACUUUAUCCAUUGUAAAAAUUAAAUCCAUCGGUAAUCAAACUAAUUCGCCAAAAAUUCGUAAAGAUUCUAAUAACCAUUUACGUAAAUUGCGUCAAAGACCUUUCCAAGCUGCUCAACCCGUUCAAAUUUAUAAUAAUCAAGUUCCAAUCGUUCCUCAAAGAACCGGGUUCAAUUUGGUUCAGCAACCACCGAUUCAUUGGAUUCCAGUUCAAAUACCUGCUCAUCAUCAUAAUCAUCAAAUGCAUUAUAAUGUUAAUAAUUAUAGUAUGGUCCAAACUCAGGAACAACAACUAUACUUGCAACAACACGUUUUCUUGCCUCCUAAUCCGCGUGGUCCCCACGCCCAACCACUUCACUUGGCUAAGUUGGUUAGAAGGCCUCAAUUGGUUAGAAUGUAA